AUGUCGACAUCAUCAGUGCAAGCUGAAACUGAUCUUUCGGCUGUACUUCCAUCAUGCUCCCAUACUGGUGUCAAUCUUGAUGUCGAUGUUCUUACUAACAUCUUUGAGAAAGUCGGCACAAUUGGAAAUAUCCGUGACGUCAUCAAGCUCACGCCGCUUUCAUCAUGGGCCGCUUAUGGUAUCGAGCGAGCCCUGACUAAUCACAGCCAUAUUCGAGUGGAUAUUCGAGCUCCAGUCGAAUUCCGGAUUAUUGGUUUGAAAAAGGAGAAACUACCCGUACCUGAACCCGUGAUAUAUAUUCAGGGUUCCCGGGUAACUCCUGCGGCGGCCAAGGAGCUUAUGGCGUUUCUUAUUGGUAAAAUGAAGGAAAUCAAAGAAGUCUCACUGAACAUUGAAGAUUCUGAUCUCACAAUUUUCAACGCGCUACUCGAUCAACUCAUACAAGCCGAAAAUGUUAAGUUGGAAGUUUUGCACAUUAAACGGCGCAAGGGCGGGCAGACAAUUCCGAAGAUAUCCGAUCUGAUAGCAGCGAAUGCAUCUACACUUCGAGUGGUCGGUCGGAUUGGACUGUCUGAAGCUGGUGCUCUGAAUUCGUCGAUGCACCUGGAGCGUCUCUCGUUGAUGAUGUUCGAUUUGGGAUUCGAUGCUUCUCAGACGGCAAUUUGUAGUCAUUUUCUGGAGAUAGCCAGAAGUGGAGCCACUUUCCGACACCUCUCUUACACAAGCUUCGUCGGCUUUGAUCCUACCGAUGAUGUUGUA
Ostertagia ostertagi is the source of this 759-nucleotide messenger RNA. NCBI's taxonomy places the organism in Eukaryota, Metazoa, Nematoda, Chromadorea, Rhabditida, Trichostrongylidae. The record is from the annotation of a GenBank genome assembly.